AGGCAAAUAUACAUAACGAGAUGCAACGGUCAUAAAGGUAGGCCUAUGAGAGCUUACUUGAAACAUAGAUUUAAUUGAUUGGAACUCGUGCCGUGACAAAACAAAAUCACUGAUAAAUGAGUAGAAAAAAAUCUUAGCCUCAAAUUUUGAAAAGGGACAGACAGGCACGGCGCUGGGAUACCUAACAAACUGUGCUGUCAUUCGUCCCUUCCGCGUUGGCAAUUCCGCAGGUGCUGAUUUAGAUCCACGUCAGUUUUGCUUUUAGAACUAUAAACACAGAGCUAACGACCACUGAGACGGCACACAUGCAAUAGCCGUCGGACAUACGUCUAGUCAGAAAUUUACAAGCUUUUGCAAACAUGUCAUUGCUUGAUUCUGAUGACAGCUAUGACUUCGUCUUCAAAAUUGUUUUAGUCGGAGACGUUGGCGUCGGCAAAACUUGUGUAGUGCAACGAUUCAAGACUGGGAUCUUCAUCGAAAGACAGGGCAACACUAUUGGAGUGGACUUUACCAUGAAGACUGUGGAUAUUCAAGGAAAAAGAGUCAAGUUGCAGAUCUGGGACACAGCAGGGCAGGAGCGAUUCCGCACCAUAACGCAAAGCUACUACCGCAGCACCAACGGUGCCAUCAUCACCUAUGACAUCACCAAGAGGCCCUCCUUCCUGUCCGUCCCCAAGUGGAUGGAGGACGUGAAGAAAUAUGGCGGCUCCAAUAUCGUCCCACUGCUAGUCGGUAACAAAUCUGAUUUGAGCGAUGUGCGUGAAGUCCCAUUCGAGGAGGCCCAGUCCAUGGCUCACCAGUUGGACUUUAUCAGCGCCAUUGAGACCUCAGCCAAGGAUUCUACUAAUGUGGAAGAGGCCUUCAACAAAAUGGCCGCUGAACUAAUUCUCAGACACGGGGGUCCCAUGUUCAAUGAGAACGUGACUGACAGCUUCAAGCUCAACAGCAAGGAUGUGACUGCAGAAGGCUGGGGCUGCAGCUGUUGAUGCCUGAAGACAGACACCGGGUUGAUCUUUUUCAUUAUCCGACUGGAACGUUUUCUUUUGCCAGUAUUUUAAGGCACACCAUUCGAGUUCCUGUAAGGGACAUUUUUUUUUCUAUUCUCCCAGGGACCAGUAGUGUUAUUUUUUAAUUUAGCAAUAAAUACUUUUUACUGUAGAGGCAGAUUGAUCACAGUCGGCCCUCAGAGGGAAUUCUUUCACCAGGAAAAGCUCAGGAGAAAGAAAGUAGUGGAUCUUCAGCUUACAAACCCUGACCUGUGUGUGCAGACGGUUUGGCAUGUAACGAAAAGGUCUUUCAGAAUGUUCUUAAGCAAGUUUGAAUCACAUGUCCAGUAAUGGACUAGUCUGGCUAAUGCAUUCACAUGUCUCAUUUAUUGAAUGUGGCCCUCACAGUACUGGCAGUUAGAGUUGCUGAAGUGUAGCGACUGCUGCUGCCUAAAGUAAUGAAACAUUUUCAAAUGUUACAUUUUCAACUAGUUUUCUUGCAUUCAUUUUGUUUCCAUAAAAACAAAAUUGCCACAGCAAGGAGUACUAAUAGAAGAUAGUAGUCAUCUCAGACUGAGUGCAUAUUUACAGAGCUAUUGACAACAAUUCUGGUUGUUUAAAGUCUCUCAUAAACACUGACGCAGGUAAACCCUUACACACACUAUAUUACUGACACACUCCAACAAAACCGGGCAGCGUUUCUCUUCAUUGCUCUCAUUUGUUAUUUUACCGCAUAUCAUUUAGGUUUUUGUGGGUUGUUGUGUGUGUGUGUGUGUGUGUGUGUGUGUGUGUGUGUGUGUGUGUGUGUGUGUGUGUG
This is a messenger RNA of Alosa alosa (allis shad), 1803 nucleotides long. It is a transcript of the gene rab43, whose product is annotated as RAB43, member RAS oncogene family. NCBI's taxonomy places the organism in Eukaryota, Metazoa, Chordata, Actinopteri, Clupeiformes, Clupeidae. Bases 360 to 986 code for a protein of 208 amino acids. The transcript is spliced from 3 exons. The record is from RefSeq and is a predicted model, not a curated record. Gene Ontology annotation, cellular component: trans-Golgi network. Gene Ontology annotation, molecular function: GTP binding; GTPase activity.